This is a messenger RNA of Drosophila albomicans, 1565 nucleotides long. RefSeq lists its product as uncharacterized. The record is from RefSeq and is a predicted model, not a curated record. The transcript is spliced from 3 exons. The coding region runs from base 113 to 955 and encodes 280 amino acids. NCBI's taxonomy places the organism in Eukaryota, Metazoa, Arthropoda, Insecta, Diptera, Drosophilidae.
UAGAAUAAUAGUUCUAUGAAUAUAAAAAAAUCACUAAUCAAAAGCAUUAAAUCAGCACGCAUAGGAAAAGAGUCAUUUAUCUGCAACGUCUACAAAAAAGAAAUAGAUCAAUAUGCCGGAUUAUCCUCUCAAUUUAAGUGGUGCAAAGCAUUUAAAAGCAAAUAAUAAAGUACAGACAAUGGAAAAUGAAACGUUUGAGAAUCCUUCCAACCAAAGAAGUUUCGAUUCUUCAAAUGAGUGUUUAGACAACUGUGAAUUUCAUAAUCAUCAAGCACAAAUCAAUGAUUUUGCGUCCAAUAAUAAAAGAAAUAGAGACAAUCAUAUUAAAUCCAUUGACAUGGAAGAGAAGAAAAAAGAGUUUCAGUCUUUUAAGAAAUUGAAGGCAACAGCUCAACAAAUUAAUUAUAAUUCCUGCAGUGAUGAAGAAGAUUGCUCCAAACAACAAUCAGAAAUUGAUUUUCAGUUUAGACAAGUAGAUGAUCCCGAUUUUGAUCAGCUUGCGAUUGGUUAUAAUAAUUCACUAACCGAGCGUUUCACUAUCUCGGAGAAGCUGCAGCAGGAAUAUCAAUUGGAUCAUGAUGAAAAUGGGAGCAGCUUUCAGUUAUCAGUCAAUGAGUUCUCUUUCUUGCUGGAAACUCUUGAAAAUAAUUGCGAAUCACUAACGGAACUUAGCAGCUUAGAUGAAUAUGAAAUGGAUAUUCAAAAUACAAUCAAUAGUGGACAUGAAGAUCCAGAUGAAGCGGAGACUUUAAGAAAGACAGUUGAGGAACUAAAUGAGACAAAUAGCAGCUUUAACCUUGCGCCUCUCGAGUUGCAAGCCGAGCAGAAAAAUUCGUCGAUGAAUGUAACCGACCUCCAUGAACUGCACAACUUUAAGAUCGAGCUGGACACAAGCAAAUUAAUGAAAUUCAGUGCAUUGUUUCCGAAGGAGGAGACAUUAUCGUGUUACCUCUAGAGCAACAACACACACCCCACUGUCCACUGUCCAGUGUCCAUCGUCCAUUGUUCAGUUAGCAGUUGCAAUGAAGCAAUAAUCACUGUGACCAGAAACAAUUCAGCUAAAUCUGGAAUGAAUACUAGCAGCGACAGACAGAGAGCAGACAGAGGCAAUCACAGAAAUUGGACGCAUCUAAUUGCCCCAAAGGUUGAGCAAACAGCGGCAGGCAGAAAGCAGGAAAGCAGCAGCAGCAGCAUCACAUCGAUAGCCAAAAAAUAUGAAUGCCACAACAGUCGGAUGUUGUGUUGUGUUGUGGGUCCAAUUGGAGGAACAGACACAACAGCGACACCGCGGCAUGUCAACACUGCGUUCUGUUCCCUUCUCAUGUGGGGACUCGGUGUGUGUGGUCACUAGCUACUCCUGGCUGGAGUGAGAGUGGGAGAAGAGCAGCAUCGAGUAGAGAGUUCAAUUCCAAUCAACCACAGCGGGCACAUCAACAAUUCGUGCGCCGCCAAAAGCUUGUUCUAAUCCAAUCAAAUCUCAAAUGUGGUUGCUCCCCAAUGCGACUGGCAAAUUGUGACAGUGGUGACGAAGCACACUUUUGUGCACACAUUUUAUAUUUUUAGAA